AUGCAAUUCGAUGAAGAUAUUGUGCCCCUCAUGGAGAAGAUGAAUGCUGCAUUGGAUCGAGUGCAUCAGUGCCUCCUUCCGCUUCUCUCGUCCCUAGACGAGGAUAUGUUGGUUUCCAAUUACACUGUGGAUGAGCAAGCUCGUAUUUCCCUUUCAGCCGCCUCCGCGUUGCUGUUUCUUACGUAUGCUCACGACAGACUUCUCAACCGAGCUCAGGGGGCGGGGGAGGAUCAGCAGUUGAUGCUUAAAAUUAACCGUGUAACGGAGUACAUUGGCAAGUUACGGGAAAUAACAUCAUUGGAAUGUAAACCUCGGUCAAGUAAGGGACAGACACAACAGGAAGGACAUGAUGGUGAUGUUAGCGAAGUUAGAAACCGCAAGAGGGAACGCGGUGAGCCGCCUGAGAAAGCUACAAAGUACGCGAAGGUCGAUGAUGGGCGCGCUAGUAAGGGUGGAGCUUUGGAGAAUGUGAAAGCCGAUGGGGAAGAUGCUUCGGUGGACCCCUACGGUGAUGCGAUUCUAUUCAAAGAAAUAGAACGCAAAGGAGGCAAAACAUCUGCUUUAGUGCAGAACUUGUUGCAGCACGUUACGGGAACUAACAACUCCUGA
Messenger RNA from Trypanosoma brucei brucei TREU927, 609 nucleotides. RefSeq names its product exosome-associated protein 3. The record is from RefSeq and is a predicted model, not a curated record. Lineage: Eukaryota; Euglenozoa; Kinetoplastea; Trypanosomatida; Trypanosomatidae. Bases 1 to 609 code for a protein of 202 amino acids. The transcript has a single exon.